Molecule: messenger RNA, 1420 nt
Organism: Arachis duranensis
Lineage: Eukaryota; Viridiplantae; Streptophyta; Magnoliopsida; Fabales; Fabaceae
Product: probable serine/threonine-protein kinase PIX13
Exons: 6
Coding region: 125-1357 (410 amino acids)
Biological process (GO): protein phosphorylation
Molecular function (GO): ATP binding; protein kinase activity
Source: RefSeq, a predicted model, not a curated record
CUAGUCAAUAGCCAUAACCACAUCGAAAACGACACUUAGUUUCUUCUUCUUCUUCUUCUCCUUCUUCUUGUUCUCUGUUUUUCUAACUUCAUUCUUUGUUGGUUGAGUUGCGACCAAACACGCAAUGGGUAAUUGUUUUGGUUCACCACCUACGAAUGAAUCACACUCUACCAUCAAUAAACCUCGUCAUUAUUCAGGUUCGUGGAGUAGUGGUGGCGAUGAGAGCAAGAAGGUGGCAUCAUCAACAAUUGAUGAUGGAGGAACAAGCAGCCAAGGAAUUAGUAGUCAUCAGUUUUCGGCAUCGGAGACUUCGAGUUUCGGUGGAAGCUUCGGUGUAUCGAUCAUAACUCACAGUGGCCAGAUUCUUGAGACUCCGAAUCUGAAAGUGUUCAGUUUCAUGGAAUUGAGAGUGGCAACGAAGAACUUCAAGCCGGAUACAUUGCUGGGCGAAGGUGGAUUCGGAAAGGUUUACAAAGGUUGGUUGGAUCAGAGAACGCUUUCUCCGGCCAAAGCGGGUUCCGGCAUGGUCGUCGCCGUCAAGAGACUCAACACCGAGAGCGUUCAGGGAUUUCAAGAGUGGAAGUCAGAAGUCAGCUUCUUAGGAAGGAUUUCUCACCCAAAUCUUGUUAAGCUUUUGGGUUAUUGUAGAGAAGCUGAUGAACUUCUCCUUGUUUACGAGUUUAUGCCUAAGGGAAGCUUGGAGAGCCAUCUCUUCAGAAGAAACUCUAAUACAACAGAACCAAUUUCUUGGAACACUCGUCUCAAAAUAGCCAUUGAUGCUGCUAGAGGCUUGGCCUUCUUGCAUACUUCAGAAAAGCAAGUUAUAUAUAGAGAUUUUAAGGCCUCCAAUAUAUUAUUAGAUGGGGAUUACAAUGCAAAGAUUUCCGAUUUUGGAUUAGCUAAAUUGGGGCCUGCUGGAGGAGAAUCACAUGUGAGUACCAGAAUCAUGGGCACCUGUGGUUAUGCUGCUCCAGAAUACAUAGCAACUGGUCAUUUGUAUGUGAAAAGUGAUGUGUACGGAUUUGGUGUAGUGCUGCUUGAAAUGCUGACAGGGCUGAGAGCACUUGACACAAAGAGACCAACAAAUCAGCAGAACCUUGUUGAAUGGAAGAGGCAUUCACUCUCUGAUAAGAAGAACAUUAAUAAGAACAUCAUGGAUCCAAGAAUUGAGGAUCAAUACUCAGUCAAAGCUGCAACACAAGCAGCUCAACUUACCCUUAAAUGCCUUGAACCUGUCCCCAAGAACCGCCCUUCUAUGAAUGAAGUCUUGAAGUCUUUGGAAUCCAUUGCUGCUAUCAAACAUAGAACCUCCAAGAAGCCUUCCAAGAAAUUAAACACCAUGCAUAGUGCUAAUUAAUAAGUAACAUCAUUCUCAUUCAGUAAAUAUACUCUUAAUCAAUCAUCAUCAUUUUUCAAGAUA